Molecule: messenger RNA, 2076 nt
Organism: Nerophis lumbriciformis (worm pipefish)
Lineage: Eukaryota; Metazoa; Chordata; Actinopteri; Syngnathiformes; Syngnathidae
Source: RefSeq, a predicted model, not a curated record
AUGGCGUUUUGCCUGGCUGAGCUCCACUUGUGGUCCACCAAGAGUUCCCUCCAAGUUCAAGACACAGAUAUUGGCACGUAUCAGUACUACAAUAAAGCAAAGCCAGCCAAUCACCAGGAGCAUCACUAUUUCAAUGAGAAAGUCCACUUUACUGAAGCUCGAGGCUACUGGUGGACCCCCGCCAACCGUCGUCCGGAGAGGCUCCGCGAUUCGCUGAAGGAGCUGGAGGAACUGUUGCAGACCAACACCUGCGUUCACACCAGAUGGAGGAACACACAUUGUUGCCAGCUGCUACUCAGCAGUGGCAUACUGGUAACCUUGACCCUCAGUGGACCCCAACUUGAACAAGUAUGCAUCGACCGAGCGUUAGUGGGGCGACUGCCAGGUGACACCGUGACUGAGGCGGUUUUGGGCGACGGGCUGCUCGUGUUGUCCUUUCUGAAGCAAAGUCAAUUGGCCGUCGUCUUCCUCAACAAGAAGAACAGGGACAACACCCCAGAAAGUGGAAGGGACGCAGAAAAGAUUUCGCCUUCAACAAUCAAGGUGACAAGUGUUGAGGUGCCAGGGUGGGCGCAUCGCACCCAUCAAGGCCUGGCACUAAACUGGACGCAGGACAUGGCACUGUGUUGGUGGAGGUCCAGUGAUCAUGAUGAGGGGCUGUGGCCCUGGACCUCCAAAAACGCACAUGGGAACAACCUGGUUCUGCUCGGCUGCUCGGCCCUGGAAAGUCUCAAGGUUUUGAGUUCCAUGCAGACAGAAGGCGAUUUCCUGGUUUGCACCUUCAGCAAUUUCCAACCCAAUCAGCUGCUAACGGUGGAAGCACCCGCAGGAUCCCAAAACUCCAGAGAGGCAUCCUGGGCUAGAGCUUGUAUGUACGAUUACGGCAAAGGACGCCUGCAGCGUGUAUCCGCCAUCCGCAUCACGCUGCCAUCCCCACCCGUCUGCUGUGUGCACCACCCCGGCGAAACCAUGCUCCUCUUGAGCCUCGCUGACUCUUCCCUUGUGCUCUACGACCACCGUCGGGGGGUCUCCCUGCGGGCCUCAUGCCCCGCUCCACCUACUCUCCUGGCCUGGCAUCCGGCUGGAGCCUUUGUUGCAGUGGCGGCGGCAUCCGAUCUGAUGUUCCUGGACGUAAGCUUGGCGCCCGUCAAGGUGGCGCCACUGGGUGAGGAGGUGUCCCCCGCCGCUGUUCUCCAACUGGGACGGCACCUUCUCUGCCCUGGAUCCAUGCAGAUACUACAGUGGGCCACGGGUCCUGAAGGAGGCACCAAUGAAGUGGACACCCUAAUGCUGACCUUCCAUGGGGGACUCUUUGGAGUCUUAAAGUUACAACUGGGUGGGGUCCUGAGCGGGGAUCAUCUGGGCCCGGUGCCUGUCCUGCAGCAGCGUCUCCGUCUUUGUCAAGAGCAGGAGGCUGUGAGCGUUCUGGAGGCCAUGGACUGGAGCAGCGCACCUCAGCAGUGCUGGCGAGGCCUGAGUGCCAUCAUCAACCACUUGCUAAAGUUGCCUCUGGAUGCACAAACCGAGGAGCAAUUAGAAGCUGCAUUGGCAACCUUUUACAACCCUCCCGCACCGCUUCCCGAUAGCGUGAUGGCAGACUAUAAGGAGCCCGUCCACAAAUACUCCAGACGCUUCUUCCACCACCUUGUCAGACACGAUCGUUUGGAAAAGGCCUUUCUACUCGCUAUUGAUUUGCAAGACAAAGAUCUUUUCAUGGACCUCCAUUACGUGGCCGGCGAUAAGGGCGAGCUGGUGUUGGCGGAGGUGGCCAAGAGGAAGGCCCAGCAAGUGGCUGAGGUGCGCAGCGAACAGGAAAUAAUCACUGUGAUUAACCGGAGAGAUGAUGAAGCGUGCGAGCCAAGUGGCUUUGUGAAGUUGCCACGCGGCCGCCGGGCCUUCACGCUGGCGUCGGGACAAGAAGAGCUUUAUCUGGAGAUCCACGUCGACUCUGCUGAAAAGCCUGUUAGCUUCGGCGUGUCCCCCCGAAGAACAGCUGUUAGUUUCGCCGUUUCGCAUUCCCGCUUGCGCUUUUUUCGCAACCUCCGCCGCUCCUUUGAAGAGGACUGCGAAGCAUGA